UGUGUGUGUGUGUGUGUGUGUGUGUGUGUGUGUGUGUGUGUGUGUGUGUGUGUGUGCGCCAUGACACACACUCGGGUCCGGGCCUGUUGCCAGCAUCUGCACUGCGCUUAUGUAACCGUCUGUAUCUGCCCCAAAUUCUUUCUUUUGCUCAUUCCAGUUCCUUCUUUGCACUUUUCCUUUUUUUGUUGCUCUUCCUCUUCUCUUCGUCUUCUACGCUUCGUGUUUUCCUCUCGGCCCGUCCUCGCCGCCCCCCACUCCCCUUUCUUGUCCUCUCAAUUCCUUCUCGUCAUUACUGUAUUUCUGUGUGUGUGAGCAUGACUCUGCAGGUUUUCAAACGCAACCGACACGCGCCGCUAUGCGCCGCCGCCCUCUUUUGUGUCUGUCCGGUUUUCGUUGUCAUCGCAAACUGAAGUGAACUUCAAACGACAACUUUUUUUCCACCACGUUCUAAUAUAUCUGCCACUGUCGGAGGACAGAGGGGAAACAUCCGCCAACCGCCGUUAAAAAACAACGGACACAACCGAUCACGUUGCGAUCGCUUAUCGUGCUGCGGCUAGGCCAGUCCCGAUAAUUACUUUAUGUUGCACGAUAUAUUGUCCGUGAAAUGGUUGCGAUAAACAAUAUUAUCGUCCUCUUAAGACCAUUUUUUUUCAGAACACUGAAUCAUGUGAGCUUGGUCGUUGCGCGCGCAAGUCCUACACGAGUUGUGUAGGAAAUGUACUAAGAAAUCCAUAUUUCCUGACAUUUCAUAGAUCAAACCAGUGAUUUAUUAAUCAUACGACGAGAACAGACGAGAGGACAGAAGCAGCGAGACUUUGCUGGACUGUCUUUGACGUUCCUUCUUAUGUCAACACACACGCAUGUAGACACAAGGGCUGCUACUGAGGUCAAUAAAGAUGAUUGAUUUCAUAUUUAUGUAUUGUACGAUAAGUCGAUAAUGUUAUUAUCGUGACGGGCCUAGAUGUGGCCCCUACAAAACGGCCCGUAUGCAUCGAUCCAAAUAAAUCCACUGGUGAAUUAAGUUUUUAGCCUCUUCUUGGCUGUAAAACCCUUCGGCCGUUCAAACCAAAACCCCGAUGCUACAGUUUGUGCUGCAAGGCUAACGCUCCUCAGCUAGCUCUCUCUCCUUUCAUGACGAUGUGAUUACGUUUUAAGAAUAUAUAAUAGUGUAGUCGCGCCACCGCCGGACAAAACGCUCCUUCCAUUCGUUCGCCCCCUGGUGGUUCCAGGUGGUAUCACUGUUUGGUGGCUGUCGUAAAGACGCCGCAGUAGCAAGUUUAAUUCUAUUUUGCUUUUUAAAGAUAACUUGCAACAUUUUAAUUCAAAUAAAAAUUUUAGAAUUAUGAAUAUCUCUUAUAAGAAACAACCACAUAUUGGUGUCAAAACUAAAACUGACUCUACUUCAUUUUAUGUUGAAUGGUGCAUUCAUAAAAAAAUAGCAAAAAAGCAAAAGGGAGCCGUCUCUGGUGCUGCACCUCCUGUUUAGCCAGAUGUUUAAUCCAGCUGCCGAUGCCGUGUUACUUUAAGAGAGCGGUGGCGUGUGUUUGUACACACGCAUGUCGUCUUGGUAAUAUGAUCUGACUGCUGCCGGCGUUGUACAGUGUGUCGUUGUACAGUGUGUCGUUGUACAGUGUGUCGCAGUACAGUGUGUCGUUGUACAGUGUGUCACUGUACAGUGUGUCACUGUACAGUGUGUUGUGUUGAGUUAAUCGCCAACAGUCAGAAAUAAAAUGUAAAGAAGAAAUGAUUUUGUUUUUACUAAAACAUCUUCUAUUUCUGUAGAUUUUUUUUUACAGUACAAUACUUGCAAUGUUUCUUUCAUCCCUGCUUAUGCAAAGUAUGUGCGCGAGGGGUUUGUGUUUCAGUGGGUGUGUGUGUGUGUUUGAGGUCAUGUUGCUUUGUUUAACUUUGAGCUCAAGAGGAAGUGUGUGUGUGUGUGUGUGUGUGUGUGUGUGUGUGUGUGUGUGUGUGUGUGUGUGUGUGUGUGUGUGUGUGUGUGUGUGUGUGUGUGUGUGUGUGUGUGUGUGUGUGUGUGUGUGUGUGUGUGUGUGUGUGUGUGUGUGUGUGUGUGUGUGUGUGUGUGUGUGUGUGUGUGUGUGUGUCAGUGGAAAUAUACUGACUGACCAUUGUGACUGCUGACAGGACUCGACAAUGAUUUACUCACUCACCCUUACUCUCAUUCUUAGAUAAUAGUGCUGAUCAUAGAAAUGUUACAAUGGAUCUGGAUGAUAAAGAAAUUCUCCCUGGCGAGGUUUUGCCUGUGGUGAUAAUAGGUAACGGCCCCUCGGGAAUCUGUCUGUCAUACCUGCUGUCAGGUUACACCCCCUACCUGUCAGCUGGGGCAUCGCACCCCAACCCGCUGCUGCACAGCAAGCUGGGAGAGCAGCCUCACCUGUCGCUGCUGCAGCAGGACCUGGAGUACCUGUGCGAGGGCUUGGAGGGCCGCUCGUCCAAUCCCGUGGCCGUGCUCUUCGAUUCGCUGCUGCUGCCCGACAGCGACUUCGGACUGGACCACACUUCGCCGCUGGAAUGGCGAUUUGAGCCCGAGCGGGCCGUCCCGCACCUGGUGCUGGGGAAGGGUCCACCUGGAGGAGCCUGGCAUGCGAUGGAGGGCUCCAUGCUGACUCUGAGCCUGGCCAACUGGAUGGAGCUGCCCGGACUCAAACUGAAGGACUGGAUGAGAGAGAAACGCAGGAAUGUACGAAACGAUCGCGCCACGCCAGCAGAGAUAGCCUCCUACUACCAACACUACGUCUCCCAGAUGUCCCUGGAGCAGAACUUCGCCUGCGGGACCACCGUCACCUCGGUGACCAGGCAGCCCGGCAACCAGGACGGCUCGCCGCCCUACUGGAAAGUGAAGGGACUGCAGCGCCGAGAGGGGGAGGAGCUGGGAGAUGGUUCCUCAGUUUCGGAGGAGGAGCCUUUCUCGCUGUUGGCCCACAACGUGGUGUUGGCGACGGGCACCCACGACAUCCCGGCCCGGCUCGGCGUGGAGGGUGAGUCGCUGCCGUUCGUCUGCCACUCCUUCUGGGAGCUGGAGGCGGCCAUCUCCGGCGGUGAGCUGGACCAAACGUCGGACCCGGUGCUGGUGGUGGGGGCGGGGCUAACGGCGGCCGACGCGGUGCUGGCCGCCCACCAUCUCAACACGCCCGUCUACCACGCCUUCCGGCGGCCCGUUGCCGACCCAGGCCUCAUCUUCAACCAGCUGCCGAAGCUGCUCUACCCGGAGUACCACAAGGUUCACCAGAUGAUGAUCCAGCAGCAGCACAGACCGACUACUCCUCCACCACAGGACCACGCCCACCCCGACUCCACCCCUUCUUCCCUCUCUCCAUCCACCUCCUCGCCGCCCUCUUCCUCCUACCCGGGAUACCUGAGCUUCCCCUGUCACCGGGUCGUGGCGUUCCGACCGGACGGAAAGUGUAUACUGGAGUCGGACUCCGGCCAGCGGACCGUGGUCCAGGUCUCCAAGGCUCUGGUUCUCAUCGGUGCCCACCCCAACCUCUCCUUCCUGGACGACAACGGACGGCCGCUUGGCAUCAACCCCAAGGAGCCGGUCACGUGCCGACGCAACCCGAUCGAGGUGGACCCGUUCACGAACAAGGUGGUCGCAGCGGACGGGCCGGGCAUGUACGCCAUGGGACCGUUGGUCGGCGAGAACUUUGUGAGGUUCCUGAAGGGCGGAGCGCUGGCCAUCGCCAGUGACCUCGCCAAGAGACGAGGGGAGGGAGACGCCGAUUUGGCCACAGACAGAUUAAUGGACAAAUGGCUGGACAGACAGGUGAGCGCGCAGACAGAAGCAGAAGCUUGUGUUCUGGGCUCGUAGCAGGUCUUCUGGGGCAGAAAGGGUUCAAAUGGGUCGAAGCAAAGUGACAACUACUGCAAAGACGAGCCACAGGUCUUGUUUUUCCCACAAGUCACAGUGUGGGGGAAAUCAAACGAGCUGCUGAGGUGUCGCAGGGCACGAAACAGGACUUUCACCGGUUUGUAAUCGGUUCCGGUCUCCUCUUAGAUCUACUGUAGAUCUGGUUUGGCAAAAAACCAACAACUGACAAUUAACUCCAUGGCACUUUGAGAGGUAAUGUUCACGUCCGGCUUCUGGUAUUUGUGGAUAUAAAUAAUAAACUGGAAAUAAAGAUGGACGACGUGACGCGGCUCCGCAAGAGUGAAGCCAAAACGUCUGGGUCGCACCCUGGUGGCUGGCUGCAGCCUCGUGAAAAAAAAAUUGGAGACUUUGAGAAUUAAGUCGCAAAUUUAUGAGAAUAAAGACGUAAUGUUACAAGAAUAAAGUCGUACUAUUACAAUAAUUUUUUUUAUAAUAUUGCAAGAAAAAAGUUGCAAUAUUACGAGAAUAAAGUCUUAAUUUUACGGGAAUAAGUCGUAGUUUUACAGAAUAUCGAUGGGACAUGGACCAAACUAAAAAGUCAAAACACGUGAACAAAAAAAAAAAUUUGUUUGUUCAAGUGUUCACUAUUCUGGUUUUAAUUAAUUAUCCAAUGCUAUAAAAACCAGGGUGAAAUUGUCUGGAAAUGUUUCCGUCAUUUUGGGCGGUUGAGUCUUGUCGACGUCCGUCUUUAUUUGCAGGCAAUGGUCCACGCAAACUAGAGGUCGAGGAAGAAAAGGACGGAGAGAAGGAAUCGGAAGAGGCAGAGAAAAAAAGUAGAAGUAACAAGAAAGGAAAAAAGAAAUCUUUCAUAAAAAAGUCGAAGGGCUUUUUUCACCUCUGGUUUCUUCUCACUGUGAGAUCUUUGAUCACUGCAGCAACUUCCAGGUUAAAGUUAAAACUGUUUGUUUUUUUACAAUGGGGAUAAUUAACAUGUUUCCAUUCUGUCAUGAAUUCCUUCUUGCUCAUAAGAUUUUUCUCUGUGGGUGUUUGUAUAUUAUGGGUUUUCUGCUCAGUGGAUCUGUGGUACUGUAUCGAUCCCUUGUUGGUUUCAUUUUUAUCAUGUAACACACAACUCACCCUACCUGAUACCGUUGUAAAUCUGAGUGAUGAGCGCGAAAAGAUUGGAUACUUUACAAAACAUAAGAGAAAUGUGUGUGUGUGUGUAUACAUAUAUAUACACAUGAUGGAGCACAGUAAUUCUUACGAGAAAAAAAUCAUAAUAUUGCAAGAAAAAAGUCAUUACGAGAAUGAAGUUGGAAUUUUACGAUAAUAAAGUCAAAAUAUUACAAGAAUGAAAUCGUACUAUUACAAGAAAAAAAUGUCAUAUUGCAAGAAAAGUCGUAAUUUUAUGAGAAUCUCAUUAUAUAGGAAUAGUCGUAAUUUUACAAGAAUAAAGUCGUAAUUUUCGGAGAAUAAAUUUAAACAUUACGAGAAUAAAGUCGUAAUGUUAUGAGCAAAAGCGUUAAAUAAACAUUUAACAUAUGAUGACCUUACACCAGAGGAAGCUGUUGUCCGUGUCAUUACACCAGAGGAGGCUGUUGCCGGGGCUCACCUGUUUCCUGGGUUACUGUUCAUUUACAAAAAAAAAAUGGUUUUAUUUUUUUUACAUUUUUUUUCUAGUAAAAAUGACUUUAUUCUCAUAACAUUGCGACUUCUUUCAAGUAAACUUUCGACUUUAUUCUUAUAAUUUAACAUUUUAUUCUUGAGGUCUGACUUAUCUUUUCCCCUCAAUGUGUCCCUAAAACGCGGUUGUAAAAAUAUAUAUUUCUUCCUAAUUCUUACUGAAACAUGUUAAAUUUGCAGCCGUUGAAACGUUGGUUGGCUUCUUUAGUGAAUCUGGUGCAGUUCUGUUGACGUCGCCGUAUCAAUGGACGAUAUUUUCCUCACGAACCACAAAAAACACUUGUGUAACUUGUUCCGACAACGUGGAGAAUUGUGGUUUGAGGGAAGACGUCACGUGAUGAAUACGAUAUGAUAAUGCAAAAUGGAAUCUGUUUGAUUCAGUCUGUAAUUUACAUUAUGUUGAAGUAUCAUUGUGAAAUAUUCUCUCUUCUUCUCAAGAUGCACUUUCCAGCAGUUUGGAUGAUCCUGUACAAAUGUUCAGGAAACAGUUGUUUUUUAAAAUUUCUGUUGAAUUUUUGUCUCAAUGUGUUUUUAACAAUAUGCAUUCAUUUAUGAAGCAGGAUGUUAAACACUGAGCCCAAAAAAGGAAAAAACAAACAACUAACAUCACGUCCAUCUGCAGAUGGAGUUGUACCUUCAGGUUCCUCUUGGUAAAGAAAAUAUUUUAUGGUUUUCAACCAUUAAUAACAAUUUUUUAAGAAUUAAGAUUUUUUUUUAUUAUUCUUUUCAAAAUAAGAUCCGAAUUAUCCUUGGAAACAUGAUUAGGUGAAGGACAAAACCUUUUUCUCUGUAAUUUCAGCUCGUGGUGAGUUGAUGGACCAAGUUUAAUUUAAAAUGUAAAAAAAAAAUG
Messenger RNA from Scophthalmus maximus (turbot), 6359 nucleotides. It is a transcript of the gene osgn1, whose product is annotated as oxidative stress induced growth inhibitor 1. Lineage: Eukaryota; Metazoa; Chordata; Actinopteri; Pleuronectiformes; Scophthalmidae. The record is from RefSeq and is a predicted model, not a curated record. The transcript is spliced from 8 exons. Bases 2216 to 3826 code for a protein of 536 amino acids.